Clonostachys byssicola is the source of this 1254-nucleotide messenger RNA. The record is from the annotation of a GenBank genome assembly. NCBI's taxonomy places the organism in Eukaryota, Fungi, Ascomycota, Sordariomycetes, Hypocreales, Bionectriaceae.
AUGCUGCGUUUCCAGCUCUUGUUAGUGCUGGUUCUAGCCCUGCCAACUGGGGUGCUGGGGAUAGGAACGACGAGUAUCCUAAGCGAAUUAAAGAAUCUUCCCGCUUGUGGUGUAGGUUGCCCGUUUGAUUUCUUACUUAUCAACGAUACCCCGUGCGAUAUAUUCAACGCGACUUGCAUCUGCACCGACCCAACCUUCCACGAUGCUGCGCAAAACUGUAUCACGUCUAAUUGCCCUGCCCAGGAGGCUCUGAACGUCAGCAAGGCCGAAACGAGGCUCCUUUACUCCGUGUUCUUGGUCCUCGGAAAGUAUACUGGAUAUCUGGCCUUCGGGAUCGACAUGUGGAAUUUGGAGUAUGAGACGAUUACUACUGCUCUGAAGUACUUCUACAUUUGCGAGAGUUUCUAUAUCCUCGGUCUUGCUUUAUGCAAGGUUUCCGUCUUGUUCUUCUACCUCCGCAUCUUUCCCUGUCACAAAUUCUUAAUAGCGACAUACAUUUCCAUGGCUAUCAUUAUGGUACCAUCCGUCGUUCUCAUCUUCGUACAGAUAUUCCAAUGCAAGCCGAUCCACUGGGUAUGGCAUGGCUGGCGGUUUGCCUACUAUAGAGACCGGUGCAUGGAUAUACACACAAUCACCUUCGUUGCUGCGGGUCUCAACAUCUUCCAGGACUGUGUGGUACUCCUUCUACCACUCCCAUCUGUAUUCCGGCUGAAGAUGGAGAAAAAAUCAAAAUGGGGCAUCAUCGUCAUGUUCAGUCUGGGAAUCUUCGUCACAAUCACUUCUUGCAUAAGACUGCGCUAUAUUUCAUUAUUCGGUCGAUCCGCCAAUCCAACGUGGGAAUAUCCCGAGGUCCUCAACUGGACAGGAAUUGAACUCUCCGUUACCAUCAUUGUAGCGUGCUUGCCUGCGAUGUGGGUUCUUCUGAAGCACUUCUUCCCGUGGAUCGGGACGACCGUAUCGAGUGGGUACAACAAAGAUAAGACGUCAGGCUCAAAGGGCGCAUUACGGACGACCAGGGGCGGUGAAAGCCAGAAAGGGUACUUUAAGACCAAGAGUCGUCACAGAAGGAACGAAAGCCAAGUUGAGCUUGGGUACGAGAUGGAGUUGGGGGAUAGAUCGCAAGGCGACGUUCAGACCUUGGUAUCUAAGGACCGGAGUUCUCGCCAAGACCAGCCGCGCAGAGUGCUGGAAAGAAAUGAUGAUGGAAUCAUGGUUGUGAAAACGGUUACAACAACCUCAAGAUCGUGUAGUUGA